AUGGCUCACACUAUGGAACCACUGGCAAAGAAGAUCUUUAAAGGAGUUUUAGUAGUUGAACUCUUGGGCAUUUUUGGAGCGUAUUUUUUGUUUAAUAGGAUGAACACAAGCCAAGAUUUCAGGCAGACAAUGAGGAAGAAAUUUUCCUUCAUCUUGGAAGUUUAUUACAAAUCCAUUGAACAGUCUGGAAUAUAUGAAGUCAGAGAGCAAGAUCAAGAAAGAUGGCUGAAUAGCAAAAAUUAGGACCAGUCAUCGCGUUCAGCCUCCCAUCUAAGCUGUUUGAGACCUUUGCGGGGGAGAAGAAAGAUGAGCACACCACAUGGUAGACUCCUGGCCCCACAGAACAAAACAGGAGCUUCUGGCCUGCCAUGGCUUACAGUCAUUUCCCAUCCACUGUA
Messenger RNA from Canis lupus familiaris (dog), 398 nucleotides. Its product is annotated as protein CEBPZOS-like. The transcript has a single exon. Lineage: Eukaryota; Metazoa; Chordata; Mammalia; Carnivora; Canidae. The record is from RefSeq and is a predicted model, not a curated record. Bases 1 to 243 code for a protein of 80 amino acids.